CAUAAAUUAGCCAGUGAAGAGAACAUUAUAAAUAGACAUAAACACAAAACCCAUUUACCACUGGCUCAUAGAAAUGGUUGUCUUUCAAGCAAAAAUGUUUUCAGGGAUCCUCAUUUUGUCAUUGGGCGUAUUGUUCUGUGAUGCUAAAUCAAUGGGAGCUAUGUAUGUAAUACAAGAAACAGAAACACCAUGUAUUAACAUCAGUGACUCCAACAGCAACCAUGAGCUUGAAAAACUUCUGGACAGAAUUAGAUAUGUUGCUCGAAGCUGCAAAGAAAUCCGUGACAAGUACCAUGUUUAUGAGGAUGGCCUGUACUAUCUGAUCUCUUCAAGAGGAGUCCUUUACCAGACGUUCUGUGACAUGACCACUGCAGGCGGCGGCUGGACGCUGGUGGCCAGUGUUCAUGAAAACAACAUGUAUGGAAAGUGUACAGUUGGUGACCGCUGGUCUAGUGAACAGGGCAGCAAUGAAAACCGGCCUGAAGGUGAAGGCACAUGGGCAAACAAAGUCACAUUUGGAGCCGCUGAGGCUGCUACAAGUGAUGAUUACAAGAAUCCGGGAUACUUUGACACUGCGGCUCAGGAUGUUUCUGUGUGGCAUGUGCCUAAUAAUAUGGAGUUGGAACACUGGAGCACUGCGUCUAUCCUGAGAUACCACACUGAUAACAGGUUCUUAACCCUACAUGGAGGAAACCUAUUCAGAUUGUUUAAGAAAUUCCCUGUAAGGUUUGGAAUCGGCUCCUGCAAUAUCGAUAACGGACCUGUUGCCCCAAUCGUGUAUGAUACUGGAAAUGAGGAAUCUACCAAAAAACUGUAUGGUCCUAAAUCAAGAAUACAUUUUGAGCCUGGAUUCAUCACAUUCAGAGUCUUUAAUUCCGAAAAGGCAGCUAUGGCUCUUUGUUCAGGCGUUAAACCAAAUGUGUGUGACACUGAACAUUUCUGUAUUGGUGGAGGUGGACACUUUCCUCAGGAGGUCCCUAGACAAUGUGGAGACUUUACAGCUUUUGACUGGGAUGGCUAUGGUACUAAUACUGAAUGGAGUGCUACAAGAGAGAUGACUGAAGCAGCGGUGCUUCUGUUUUAUCGCUGAAACUUUAAUCAACCUUAAAUCUUCUGCUUGAGAUAUACUCAAAAACACCUCAAUGUUACAUAAACAGUUGUUUGCCCAAAGGUUUAAAAGGUUAAAAACCUUUAAAAUCUUUCAUCUGUGUGUGGUGUAUAGAUGAAUAACAACAUGUGCUUUUUGGC
This is a messenger RNA of Danio aesculapii, 1248 nucleotides long. Its product is annotated as intelectin-like. The coding region runs from base 74 to 1090 and encodes 338 amino acids. Gene Ontology annotation, molecular function: oligosaccharide binding. The record is from RefSeq and is a predicted model, not a curated record. The transcript has 8 exons. Lineage: Eukaryota; Metazoa; Chordata; Actinopteri; Cypriniformes; Danionidae.